AUGGUGAACUUCACACAAGUCUCAGAGUUUGUCUUACUUGGCUUCGGAGGGGGCCCAGGCACGCAGAUCGCACUGUUCCUUGUGUUUCUGACCCUGUACUCCGUGGCGGUGGUGGGGAACUGUGGCAUGAUUGUGCUCAUCAGGGCUGACGCACGCCUGCACACCCCAAUGUACGCCUUCCUGCAAAGCCUGUCCUUGCUGGACAUCUGCUAUUCCUCCACGAUUGCACCCAGGGCUCUGGUGGACUUCUGGGCCCAGGACCACACGGUGUCCUUCGGUGGGUGUGCAGCUCAGUUCUUCUUCCUGUCCCUGUUCGGCACCACCGAGGCCUUCCUGCUGGCCGCCAUGGCCUAUGACCGCUUCAUUGCCAUCUGUAGCCCGCUGCUCUACCCGGUGACCAUGUCCCCCCGGCUGUGUGCACAUCUUGUGCUGGGGUCCUACUUCUGGGGGGUGCUGAACGCUCUCACGCAGACGACCAUGACCUUCACCCUGUCCUUCUGCGGACCCAAUGAGGUCAAUGACUUCUUCUGCGACGUGGUUCCCGUCCUGUCCCUCUCCUGCUCGGACACCUUCAAAAACCAGCUGGUUCUGCUCGGCUUCUGUGGCUCCAUCAUCGUGGGCACCUUCCUGGUCACGCUGGUGUCCUACAUCUACAUCAUCUCGGCGAUCCUGAAGAUCCGCACGGCGCAGGGGCGCCACAAAGCCUUCUCCACCUGCGCCUCCCACCUCACCGGGGUCUGCCUGUUCUUCGGCACCGUUUUCUUCACGUAUGCGCAGCCCAGCGCCGCAUCCUCCAUGGAGCAGAGCAAGGUGGUGUCCGUGUUCUACACCGUGGUCAUCCCCAUGCUGAACCCUCUCAUCUACAGCCUGCGGAACAGUGACGUACAGCGCUCGCUGGGCAGACUAUAUCAAAAGUAUGCUAUUAUAAAUGAGGAUGUUUUUCUGGAUAUUUUAUUUAUCGAAGGAGCCUCCUACCACACACCCGAGAAACAAAGUGCCAUGCAGCACCGUGGCUGCUGUGGCUCUGUCCCUCUGCCCCUGGUACUGCACAAGCGUUUUGACACCAGGACAAAGAUGAAUCCACGAGCUGACACAGAAGCAGCUGUCCUGGUGAUGCCUGGUACCACUUGCCGCUCCCCUCAGUGUCCCAGCACCAAGUUACUGAUGUCAGCCUUAGAACUAAAUGCUAAUGUCGAGCUCAUCGUCUUCCCUGUGGGAAGUGGCAAAGGUCCCAGUGACGCCCUCAGCUUUGUCACAAAAGGCCUGUGGGCCGGGGAACCGGGCCUCAGCUUGCAGGAGGCCCGGGCUGCUUCCCCAGCUCUGCAAAGCAUGUGGUGA
Messenger RNA from Fukomys damarensis (Damara mole-rat), 1338 nucleotides. Its product is annotated as olfactory receptor 12. NCBI's taxonomy places the organism in Eukaryota, Metazoa, Chordata, Mammalia, Rodentia, Bathyergidae. The transcript is spliced from 4 exons. Gene Ontology annotation, molecular function: olfactory receptor activity; odorant binding; G protein-coupled receptor activity. Gene Ontology annotation, biological process: sensory perception of smell; G protein-coupled receptor signaling pathway. The coding region runs from base 1 to 1338 and encodes 445 amino acids. The record is from RefSeq and is a predicted model, not a curated record. Gene Ontology annotation, cellular component: membrane.